This is a messenger RNA of Oncorhynchus masou masou (cherry salmon), 453 nucleotides long. RefSeq names its product fucolectin-1-like. Bases 1 to 453 code for a protein of 150 amino acids. NCBI's taxonomy places the organism in Eukaryota, Metazoa, Chordata, Actinopteri, Salmoniformes, Salmonidae. The record is from RefSeq and is a predicted model, not a curated record. The transcript has 4 exons.
AUGAAGCCAAGCAAAGUCACUGAUGGAAACUGCACAUCUGACUUUAACAGUGGUGGAUCCUGCAGCAGCACUGUGUUUGACACCAACCCCUGGUGGAGAGUGGACCUGCUGGAUCUGUACAGAGUGACAGCUGUCACCAUCACCAACAGAGAUGUUGUUCCUGAGAGACUUGAUGGUGCUGAGAUCCGCAUCGGUAACAACAGCAUCAACAACCCCAGUUGUGCUGUCAUCAUCAUCCCAGCAGGAGAGACCUACACCUUCCAGUGUAAUGUGAUGGAGGGUCGCUAUGUUGUUGUGGUCAUCCCUGGCAGGUCGGUAUGGCUCACACUUUGUGAGGUGGAAGUAUUUGCCACUGUCAAAACUCCAGAGUCUUCCACAGAAGGUACUUCUUUCCUGGUGUCUGUGGACCUGAAGAGGGCUAGCCUGGUGAGAGACUCUAAGGAGACACAAUAG